Messenger RNA from Sorex fumeus (smoky shrew), 3060 nucleotides. RefSeq names its product telomerase reverse transcriptase (gene TERT). Gene Ontology annotation, cellular component: telomerase catalytic core complex. Gene Ontology annotation, biological process: telomere maintenance via telomerase. Gene Ontology annotation, molecular function: telomerase RNA binding; telomeric repeat DNA binding. The record is from RefSeq and is a predicted model, not a curated record. Lineage: Eukaryota; Metazoa; Chordata; Mammalia; Eulipotyphla; Soricidae. The transcript is spliced from 16 exons. The coding region runs from base 33 to 3041 and encodes 1002 amino acids.
GGGGGGCGCGCACGUGCGGGCCGGCCGCCGGGAUGCGCGCGAUGCGGUGCCGGGCCGUGCGCGCUCUGCUGCGGGGCCGCUACCGCGAAGUGCUGCCGCUGGCGGCGUUCGCGCGGCGCCUGGGACCCGAGGGCCGGCGGCUGGUGCGGCGCGGGGACCCGGCGGCCUUCCGCCAGCUGGUGGCACGCUGCCUGGUGUGCGUGCCCUGGGACGCGCCGCCGCCGCCCGCCCCCACCUUCCGCCAGGAGUCCAGCCUGAAGGAGCUGCUGGCCAGGGUGCUGCAGCGGCUGUGCGAGCGCGGCGCGAGGAACGUUCUGGCCUUCGGCUUCGCGCUGCGGGACGAGGCGCACGGCGAGCCGCCGCUGGCCUUCACCGCCAACGUGCGCAGCUUCCUGCCCAACUCGGCGGCCGAGACGCUGCGCGGGAGCGGCGCGUGGGCGCUGCUGCUCAGCCGGCUGGGCGACGCCGUGCUCGCCUACCUGCUGGCGCGCUGCGCGCUCUACCUGCUGGUGCCGCCGGGCUGCGCCUACCAGGUGUGCGGGGCACCGCUCUACGAUCUGUGCGCGGGCUGGGGGCGGGGCGGCGCGGGGGCGUGGGCGCCGUCGCCUGAGAGGCCCCGCAGCGGCCGCGCAGCGCCCGUGGCGCGCUCGGACCCCCGGGAGGCCCCCCGGCCCCGGCUGCGCGCUGAGGCCCGGCGCUUCCUGUACAGCGCGGGCGCGGGGGAGCGGCUGCCCGCCACCUUCCCACUGGGCACGCUGCCGCCCUCCCUGGCCGGGGCAGGCGCGCUGGUGCGGACCGUUUUCCUGGGCGCGCAUCCCCGCGCGCCGCACCGCCUGCCCCCGCGCUACAGGCGGAUGCGGCCGCUGUUCCGCGAGCUGCUGGCCAACCACGCCAGGUGCCCCUACGGCGCGCUCCUCCGUGCGCACUGCCCUGUGCCCGCCGCCCCCGGCGCGGACGCGGCUCCCCGGCCGCUCCUGCAGCUCCUGCAGCAGCACAGCCCCCGCUGGCAGGUGUACGCGCUCCUACGCGCCUGUCUGCGUCGCCUGGUGCCCGCCAGCCUCUGGGGGUCCCGGCACAAUGAGCGCCGCUUCCUGCGCACCGUCAGGAAGUUUGUGUCGCUGGACAAGUGCGCGCGGCUGUCGGCGCAGGAGCUGAUGUGGAAGAUGAGGGUGCGGGACUGCUCCUGGCUAUGCGCCCGCCCAGGGGCGCACUGUGUCCCUGCCCCGGAGCACCGGCGCCGGGAGGCCAUCCUCGCCUGCCUGCUGGGCUGGCUGCUGGACACCUACGUCGUGGCCCUGCUCAGAGCCUUCUUCUACGUCACGGAGACCACGUUCCAGAAGAACAGGCUCUUUUUCUACCGGAAGUGUGUGUGGAACGAGCUGCAGAGCAUCGGCAUGAGGCAGCACCUGGUUCGGGCUCAGCUGCGGAGGAUGUCAAAGGCUGAGGUUCAGCAGUUUCGAGCGGCCAGGCCUGCCCUGCCCACGUCCAGGCUGCGCUUCUUGCCCAAGGCCAACGGGUUGCGGCCCAUUGUCAGCACCGACAGUGUGGUGGGCAUCACGGGCCUCGGUGGAGAACAGAAGGGCCUGACAGCCACACAUGUUGCCUCUCAGGUGAGGACGCUGUUUGGGGCGCUCAAUUAUGAGCGUAUGCAGCACCCCAGCCUCCUGGGAUCCUCCGUGCUGGGCCUGGAUGACAUCCUCAGGGCUUGGCGGGACUUUGCCCUGCGCCAGCGGUCCCAGGACCCUGCACCCCAGCUGUGGUUCGUGAAGGUAGAUGUGACAGGGGCCUACGACACGCUCCCUCAGGACAAGGUGGUGCAGGUAGUCGCCAGAGCGCUUCAGCCCCGUGACGGCACCUACUGUGAGCGCCGGUAUGCGGUGGUCCAGGGAGGCCCCCAUGGGCUUGCCCGCAGGGCCUUCAAGACAAAUGUGUCCACGCUGGCGGACCUCCGGCCCUACCUCAGUCAGUUUGUGCAGCAGCUGCAGGAGGCUGGUUCGCUUCGGGACGCUGUGCUGGUGGAGCAGAGCUUCUCUCUGAAUGAGGCUAGCGGCCGCCUCUUUGACUUCUUCCUGCACCUGCUGCGGAAUCACGUCAUAAGGAUCAGGAACAAGUACUAUGUGCAGUGCCAGGGCAUCCCCCAGGGCUCCAUCCUUUCCACGCUGCUCUGCAGCCUCUGCUACGGCCACAUGGAGGAGACGCUGUUUGCCGGGACCCAGCAGGAUGGGCUGCUCCUGCGCUUGGUGGACGACUUCCUGCUGGUCACCCCACACCUGACCCAGGCCAAGGCCUUUCUCAGGACGCUGCUGAGCGGGGUCCCCGAGUAUGGCUGCACUGCCAGCCCGCAGAAGACGCUGGUGAACUUCCCUGUGCAGGCAGGCGAGCUGGGGGCCGUGGUGCCCCACCAGCUCCCGGCCCACUGCCUGUUCCCCUGGUGUGGCCUGCUGCUGGACACGCGCAGCUUGGAGGUGUGCUGCGACUACUCCAGUUACGCCCAGACGUCCAUCCGCGCCAGCCUCGCCUUCUCCCAGGGCCACAAACCUGGCAGGAACAUGCGGCGUAAACUCCUCCAGGUCCUGCGGCUCAAGUGCCAUGGGCUCUUCCUGGACCUGCAGGUGAACUCCUUGCCCACAGUCUACACGGCCAUCUACAAGAUCUUCCUGCUGCAGGCCUACAGGUUCCACGCCUGCGUCCUGCAGCUCCCGUUUGGCCAGGGCGUCCACCAGAACCCCGGCUUCUUCCUCCGGCUGGUGUGGGACACUGCUGCCCACGGCCACACCCUCCUGUGUGCCCGGAACCCAGGAAUGUCACUGGGGGCGCCGGGAGCCUCGGGCCUGUUCCCGCAGGAAGCAGCACAGUGGCUGUGCCUGAGGGCCUUCCUGCUGAAGCUGGGCCGCCACACGGCCACCUACUGCCGCCUGCUGGGGCCCCUCCGCGCAGCCCAAGAGGAGCUGCGCCGGCAGCUUCCACGGGCCACGCUGGCCGCCCUGGACGCAGCAUCCUGCCCUGCCCUGAUCGCCGACUUCAGGACCAUCCUAGAUUGAGCCACGCUGCCCCCCAGGC